AUGUUGAAACUGCAGAUCGCAAAUGAACAGGAUAGAAAAGAAGCACAGAAUAGAGAAAGGCGAAGGCAGUGUGAACUGGAAAGAAGGUCAAGAAUUUUCAAUGCCAGAAACCGGAAAAUUGGUGUAGACGUACCAUUUCUGGAACGUCAAAUAGAAGAGAAACGAGCCGAGAUCAAUGAGCAGCAGCGUAAGAACCUCGCGUUCGCUCAGCAGAUGAUCAAGGACAGCAACCUGGCCGUCGUUCUAGAAGCACGGGAACGAGAGGAGCGUCGCCGCAUUGAAUUAGAGAUCAACGAAUACAGACAGAGAUAUCAACGUCCAGAAGAUCGACGCGAGUAUGAUCUAAAUGACCCGGAAGUGCUAAAGAAGCAAUUGCCACCUCGCGCCUCUGAUGACCAACCGGUUGGCCUGUCUAGCGCUCAGAAGUUCGAAGGCGAAGAUUUAAACUAUGAAGAGCGCAGGAAGAUAAUGGCAGAACAAAAGAAUGCUUGGCUGGAGCAGCAAGUCCAGGAGCGAAAAGCUGCAGAAGAGGAACGCCGAAAAGCAGAAGAAGCUUAUAUGAUGGCGAUCAAGUCUCGGGACGCUAGGGCUAGUGAACUGGACAGACUGGAGCGGGAGUGCAGGUACAGGCUGGGACAGGCGAAUUUACGUUACAACGAGGCAUUAGCAGCGGAACGUAAGCAAUUGAAACAGAUUAUGAAAGAGCAAGAAGAAGCCGACAACACUGCCGAAAUGUACAACAACCUUACAUCGGACAUGCUCACUGAAAAUCCGGACGUCGCUAAAAGUGCCUUAGGCAAGAACAGGGCCAUCGGUUUCAUGUACAAAGGAAUGAAUCAAGAGGAGUUGAAAAAGUUCUACGCAGCGCAAAAGGAACAAAUGGCUCUCGCCAAGGCGAAACGUGAAGCCGAGGAAAAAAUGGAAGCGGAGUGGCAGGCGUUGGCAAAGUCCAUACAGCACGAGGUCGCACGCCAAGACAUUCAAGACAGGAGAUUAAGAAGGGAGAUGGCCAAACAACUUAUGGAGGAAAACCAACUGUUAGCAAUGCAGCAAAAGGAAAAGGAGAAGUACUUCAAGGAAGUGGUGUAUAAUAACAUGCCUAGUGAUGAAUACUACGCCCAGUUCAAUACCACAACAAGAUAA
Messenger RNA from Parnassius mnemosyne (clouded apollo), 1143 nucleotides. Lineage: Eukaryota; Metazoa; Arthropoda; Insecta; Lepidoptera; Papilionidae. The record is from the annotation of a GenBank genome assembly.